Solenopsis invicta (red fire ant) is the source of this 2109-nucleotide messenger RNA. RefSeq names its product protein tumorous imaginal discs, mitochondrial. Gene Ontology annotation, biological process: mitochondrion organization; protein folding; response to heat. The record is from RefSeq and is a predicted model, not a curated record. Gene Ontology annotation, cellular component: mitochondrion. Bases 59 to 1501 code for a protein of 480 amino acids. The transcript has 6 exons. Gene Ontology annotation, molecular function: ATP binding; heat shock protein binding. NCBI's taxonomy places the organism in Eukaryota, Metazoa, Arthropoda, Insecta, Hymenoptera, Formicidae.
GGGCCCAUAGCCAUGCGUCGUCUCUCGUGGUUUUUCGUGCUGUCUCGUCUCGCGCAACAUGGCGACCGGCAAGGGUCUUGCCGCGAUUCUUCGUCCGAAGACCAUCAAUUUAAUUGGGAGCAGUGAGCUGAACAAAUUUUCGCGCAGCGUUUCGCGGCAAUGUAGCGCGUGCCGGCGACAUGUGGUGACCGUUGCAUCGACUGUCGGCGACUGGAAUCGUGAAAGAGGCAUAGGAAGAAUAGUGCAGCCACAUCGGACCAUAUAUCUAACAAGUAGAUUGUUAAAACGUAACUAUUACGAAAUUCUGGGAGUUUCCAAGAACGCCUCAACAAAAGACAUAAAGAAGUCAUAUUAUCAACUUGCUAAGAAGUAUCAUCCUGAUACAAAUAAAGGAGACCCAGAUGCUAACAGGAAAUUUCAAGAAGUUUCCGAAGCAUAUGAAGUAUUAAGUGACGAUACUAAGAGAAAAGAAUAUGAUACAUGGGGUGCAACGUCGGAACAAAUGGGCAUGGGAAUGGGUCAUGGUUCGGGAGGACCCAAGAGCUACAAUCAACAUUGGCAGUACAGAUCGACUAUUAAUCCCGAGGAAUUAUUUAGAAAAAUAUUCGGCGAUGCUGGAUUCCAAAGCGGAGCCUUCAACGAUUUUGAAGACUUCUCAGAAUCGAAGUACGGUUUUGGAGCAGCUCAAGAGGUGAUAAUGAAUUUAACGUUUUCCCAAGCCGCCAGAGGCGUGAAUAAGGAUAUUAAUGUAAACGUAGUAGACACUUGCCCGAAGUGUGGUGGUUCGCGCUGUGAGCUAGGAACCAAACCGGCAAAAUGUCAAUAUUGCAACGGUACCGGAAUGGAAACGAUAUCCACUGGUCCUUUUGUAAUGAGUUCGACUUGUCGGUACUGUCAGGGUACAAGGAUGCACAUCAAGUUUCCUUGCACAGAAUGCAACGCGAAGGGGCAAACGGUACAACGUAAGAAAAUGACAGUUCCAGUUCCUGCUGGAGUGGAGGACGGCCAAACAAUUCGUAUGGCAAUAGGCAAGAAAGAAAUAUUUGUGACAUUCCGUGUGGAAAAGUCCCGGUACUUCCGCCGUGAUGGGCCCGAUGUGCACACUGAUGCGGAAGUCUCACUGGCGCAGGCGGUGCUAGGUGGUACGAUACGAGUGGAAGGCGUAUACGAGGAUCAAACUAUACAAAUAGCACCGGGUACGUCAUCUCAUACGCGAAUUCGUUUGAAUGGCAAGGGAUUAAAGAGAGUCGAUGGAGUGGGUUACGGCGAUCACUACGUAAAUGUCAAAAUCAGUGUACCGAAAAAAUUGACGGAAAAACAACGAGCGUUAUUACAAGCGUACGCCGAGCUCGAGGCCAACACUCCCGGCAGUAUACAUGGUGUAACAUAUAAAACAGAUGGCGCGGCAGGUCCAAAGAUGCAAACUCAAGCGAGACAAGAGAUUCAAAAUGAUCAAAAUGAUGGUAUACUUGGAAAAAUUAAAAAAGCUAUAUUUGGAUAAAGGCUUGUACAAAAGAGUGCUAUUCAGGUCCAUUGCACUUGGUAGAAUCGAUACGAAUGGCACUAGGAGAUGUGCCUAUUCGCGAAAACCAGUCUUCAUCUUCUGAACCCGAGCACCCGGGAGACAAACCUCUAAAUAAUAGGUCCGUGCACACCAAAGAUACAUCGGAUGCCGAUAGUAAAAAUGAUACUAACACUGGAAUGCAACGACAAAAAGUGCCCCAAAUGUAAUUGCGGGCAUCUAAAGCAAUCUGUAGAGUUCUAGAGAAUGCUGCUUGCGUGUCACUAUGUUACAAAUAAAUAUAUAAAUCGUACACACGCUAGCAUCAUUAUUACAAAUGGGAGUUUGGGCCUGAAAUUAUGUACACUUUUGAUCAAGUUAAAAAAAUAGGCAUGAAAAUAAUAUUGUUAUGAGUGAAUAUAUACAUAAGUGAUGCCAGCCUGAUGUUGCUUAGAUAACGUAUAGCUGUACAGUCGUAUCCUAGCGUACAAGUUUGUCUUUAUUACAUCUUAUUUAAAUAAAGUGUACAUGAAGAUGAAUACAGCUGUUAUCUGUUCAUCUUGAUCGAGAUGAUGUAUAUUUGUAAAAUAAAUUCCGCGCAACACGUA